AUGGACGCAACACCUUCCGCCAAGCGCAGUAGAGUCGAAUCCGAGCCGCCAUUCGCCGUCCGCCUCGCGAGAUCGACCGGCGCGAGCAGAGACCGAAGCAGCCGGUCAGCCGCUGUCCGCCGCGAAGACUGCUCGCCCGGCGCGACUAGAGACCGGAGCCGCCAUCCGCCACGAAGACCGGCCGCUGCUCCCCGUCCUCCGUCCGCCGCGAAGAUCGGCCGCUGCUCGCCGUCCGCGAGACCGGCCGCCGUACGCCGCGAGCCGGUCCCGGUCCACCGAGAAGCCGCCGUACGCCGCGAAGACAGGCCGCCGCGAGACCGGCGUCCGUCCGUGCAGGACCGGCCACCGUACACCGCGAGACCGGCCGCUGCACGCCGGUCGCCGUCCACUGCGCGGACGCGCGAGACCGGCCGUCGCGCGCCGUCCUCGAGCUCCGUCCGCGCGCCGUCCUCGACAGCUCCGUCCUCGAGCGCCGUCCGCGUUCGUUCCUGUCUGCGCGAGCCCUGUCCUGAACAUCAAGCUCCGUCUUGCGCAUUGAAGGGUUAUACUGCUAGGAGCAAGAACGCUGCAAUAGUUGGUACGGUUGUGGCGCUUCCACCGCCCACAGGAAGCCUUGGGCCAAAGGUUUUCAUCCCUCUAUGAUUGCUCUAAGUGUCUAUGAUCUACAAGAGUUGUUAAUGAGCAAUCGAGACAUCUCAGAAGUGUUUCGUAUUAGGUGUUCGUUUUCAAGCGUCUCGAGAGUACAAUAUUCUAAUUAAAUGCUAUAUUACGAAGCAUCACAUGGACCUGAGAUUUUGCGUAAGUACAAUUUUGUAUGGAGUCCAACUUCAACACAAGAUAAGGCCUUGUUUAGUUCGCAAAAUUUUUGGUUUUUAGGUACUGUAGCAUUUCGUUUUUAUUUGACAAACAUUGUCCAAUCACGGAGUAACUAGGCUC
This is a messenger RNA of Sorghum bicolor (sorghum), 936 nucleotides long. RefSeq names its product serine/arginine repetitive matrix protein 1-like. NCBI's taxonomy places the organism in Eukaryota, Viridiplantae, Streptophyta, Magnoliopsida, Poales, Poaceae. The transcript is spliced from 4 exons. The record is from RefSeq and is a predicted model, not a curated record. The coding region runs from base 1 to 642 and encodes 213 amino acids.